Molecule: messenger RNA, 2871 nt
Organism: Sporothrix schenckii 1099-18
Lineage: Eukaryota; Fungi; Ascomycota; Sordariomycetes; Ophiostomatales; Ophiostomataceae
Exons: 2
Coding region: 1-2871 (956 amino acids)
Source: RefSeq, a predicted model, not a curated record
AUGUGCAACGCGAUGCUCUUCCUGUUCUCGCCGAGGGAGCUCUUUGUGGUCAUUGAGCUACCGCAGCGCUUACUGCGGCCUCUUGUCGCUUUGCCCGCCCACGUACCGGACCUGUCUGGUGCUGGGCAGCACGACUCGGGCACAUUGAGUGACUCCGCCCCCGCUUCCUUUCACGACCGUUACGACCGUUACGAACACACACCGACUACCUCCAAGCAGCGCCCGCAAAGCCGGCAGACACAGCACAGCCAACAGAGCCGGCGCUCCUCUCUCCAGCGGCCCUAUACACCCCAGGGAUACCACACCCAUACGACCGCCUCAGCACGCUCCGCGCUCUCCGAACGUGAAGCACGAUCUACACCCAACUCUCAACGGUCUCUGCGCCGUACACCGCGUUUCGUUUCUAGCCCCCCUCCGGGCGAGGCCCGAUCGCAGUCGAUAUCGUCCCCUGCCGAUAGCCAGUCCCGGUCUCGAACCCAAUCUCAGUCUCCCAAGUCGAGUCCUCCCCGAAGGGUCCAUCUUGCCGCAGUAUCGACUGGAAUCAGCCCGCGCCUUGCCUUUUCCACCGCAGAGCCCGUCAAGCAGCAGGAUCAGGUUCAAAGCACUCGUAGACCUCCCUCGCAAGACCUGAGCGACGGCCAGGACGACGAAGACGAAGACGAAGACGACGACGACGACAGUAAGUACGACAAACGAUCGCCUGUCGUAGGGCGUUCCUCGAGACCUGCCUCGGAUCCCGUUGAGGGCAACUCGGCGUCUUUUCAAGCGGGCGCUGACAUCCACCCGGCCGUACGCAUCUCGAAGCGGACACACAACGCCAUCCUAUUCGCUAUUGAAGGUCUCACCCAUCCGUACAAGCUCUCGCAGGACUACGAGGAGGAGACCGCAAAGAUGGCGGAUCUUCUCGUCGAAGGUGAUGGCUCUAACGGCAACGGAAAUGGCAAUGCGGUGCCGACAUCCCGCCCGCAAAUUCCUAUUCCACAGCCGACAAGUUCGCCACGAAGCAACAUUCGAGGUCCGAGAAUGAUCAUGCAGGAGCGCCAAGAACGGGAGGCACGGCGAGCGGAACGGGAACGGAUGGAAAGGGCUCAAGCAGAGCAGGAUGCUCGAGUCGCGGCUGAACAAAGACGGCAAGCCGCUGAACGUGAGCGCGCUGCAGCUGCCAUAGCGGCGGCAGCUGCAGCAUCGGCAGCGCCGGCCCCUGCUUCCCAAUCCACAUCGCAACAAGUCGACCCCGCCACCCAGCGGAGACAGCAGCGGGCCGAGCGCACGGCAGCGGCGACAUCUGGCCAGCUCGCGCCUCCUCCUACCAUCCAGCAGCAACAGGCACCACAACAACCUCAUAUUUCAUCACAGCAGCUGCAUCAGCAACAACAGCAGCAGCGUCAACAGCCGCCGCAGCAGCAACAACAGGCUCAGCCAAGACCUGUGCGCGUCCCUCAAAGCACCCAAAUACCCCAGCAGCCAAUCAACCAACCCCCAAUAUCCGCGGCACCACCUCUAGCUGCAAGUGGUCGCCAGCCUUCAGCAAGCGGAAUCCCAGACCCGGCACCACGGCCAUCGGACCAAACGCAGCCGCAGGCCGGGCUUGAUGGGGGUGAUGCAGGAACUGGCGGUGCUAGGGGCCAGCCGCGGAACUCGUUCCCCCAUGCUUUUGAGCGGUGGGAAGCGCUAUCUGCGCACUGGGAGGGCUUGACGAGCUUCUGGAUCCGCCAGCUGCAGCAGCGGUCGGAAGAGAUCAACCAGGAUCCUUUGAAUCGGCAACUUGCGCGACAGGUGACGGAUCUGUCGGCCGCAGGCGCCAACCUCUUCCACGCCGUCGUGGAAUUGCAACGCUUGCGGGCCAGCUCGGAGCGCAAGUUUCAGCGCUGGUUUUUCGAGAUGCGCGGCGAUAUGGAGCGCCACACCGAGGUCCAGGCAAUGCUGGAGGCCGCCAUCCAAGAAGAGCGCCGUGGCCGCGCAGAGGCAAUCCGCGAGGCAGUCGAGAACGAACGCUCAAAUUCUAAGAUGCAGAAGCAGCUUGCCGAGAUGCGUAAGGAGCUUGCCAUCUCCAAGGAUGAGGCGCGGCGAGCAUGGGAGGAGCUUGGGCGGCGCGAGCAGGAGGAGAGGGAUCGUGUAAUUGCGUUGCAAGAGGGGCAGCCGACGAUCGUUGGCGGUGUUCAGGUAGUGCCUAUGACACAGGGUCUUCCUCUCCGCCAACAGACUAGCACCACGGGUCAUGAGCAGCAGCAGCCGCCGCCACCGCAGCCGCAACCGCAACAGCAGCCACAACAGCCACAGCAGCCGCAACAGGUGCCUCAGCAGCAACACCAACAACAGGCGCCGCCGCCCCAACAGGUCCCACCACAGCAGCAGAAAACGCCACUGUCGGCUCUAGAGCAGCUCCCAUCUCAGACGCAGCAACGGUACCAAGCGUCACCGCAACAGCAGCCUGUGUACACCCAGCCGCCGGUUAGCGCUGCGGGACCUGAUACAGCUAGUGCUGAAUACUACCAGCAGCCACAUGGCCAGUCGGACACAGCGCCGCAAGGGUCUGAUGAGACCUAUGAAGGUAAGCUUAAUCGGGAUCUUGAGAGCGAACGGUGGAUGGUAAGGAUCGAAUUUGCUAACGGUCGGGUUGCAGAAGAAGAGCUGCAGUAUGGAACGCCGUCAUCGCUGUCCGCCCCUGGAUCGACAUAUCCGCCAUCGGCCUCCCACCAUUAUUAUACCGCCCCUGCCCCCGCAGACUACUCCGGCCAAGGUUUUGCUGGACCCGGCUGGGAGACGAUUCCCCGCCAUCACCACCCGACGCGGCUGAGCGAUGUGAUUGAAGAAGACGAUGAGCGCAGCCGGACGUCUGCCAGCCAGGUCAGCCGUGGCGACAGACAGUGA